Messenger RNA from Kockovaella imperatae, 1548 nucleotides. RefSeq lists its product as hypothetical. The record is from RefSeq and is a predicted model, not a curated record. NCBI's taxonomy places the organism in Eukaryota, Fungi, Basidiomycota, Tremellomycetes, Tremellales, Cuniculitremaceae. The transcript is spliced from 2 exons. Bases 1 to 1548 code for a protein of 515 amino acids.
AUGGUGGAGGCUGAUCAGCUUGACGUCGCCAGUCUGAAAGUUGCAGAUCUCAAAGAAGAGCUGAAAAAGCGUGGUCUCUCAGUGACGGGGCUCAAGAAGGAUCUCGCCGAACGACUUCAAGAUGCUCAAGAUAGGGACCUGACUGGGAUUACGGAAGACUCUGAGCCAACUGGCGAAAUCAAAGAUGAUGCAGAGGCGCUGGGAGGAUCAUCGUCAGACCCGCAUGAGCAGGAGAGGGUCGAGGAGGAAAAGGUUGAUGGCGAGCACAAGGAGGAAGGAGGAGCUACCAAACCACCAAGUCCUAGAGUCCAGGAUUUGGAGAAGCCCCCACCUGUCUCCAAAGAGGUCACACCGACUCCUCUGGAGCCUGAAAACGCGGCAAUCUCUCCGCACGCCACUGCAGUAGUCGAGGAUGGAAAGGGUGUGGGUGAUGCUAUGUUGGAGGGAGAUGACGUCAAGAUGGAUACUGAGGACUCAGAGAAGGGUGCUGAGAUAUCCGACUCGAACCCCUCUGAAGAUGGGGCAACCGCCCUGAAAUCAUCUGCGAAAACGAACGGACAUGGGCCAGAAGUUCCACGAGCCACAAGGCAAGACGAUGGUGAUACGAGCGACCAACCACAGGCAUCAGGAUCUAGAUCACCUCGUCCAGACGCGCGCACUAGAGCACCUAGUCCGGGCUCCAAGCCCGCCAAACGCGCACGCGAAGAGGACAACUCGGCCCCUGUGAAGCGCUCAAAAUCGACUUACACUACCCCUCUUCCUGUCUCCCUCUCUCACCUCAUUCACCCUCCAACCUCGAACCUGUACAUCACAAAUCUUCGUCGACCUCUUCUUAUCCCUGCAUUACACGACUAUCUCUUACCUGCUCGUCAUCCCGCCGAUCUCCUGCCACCGCCCAAGGCCCCGUUUGCAUCUUUAGAUCAUCCUGGCUUAUGGUUAUCAGGAGUCAAGGACCACGCUUAUGCCACGUAUCCCUCCGUCGAGGAUGCACUAGAGACUGCUGAGAAGAUCGAGGGAGCAACGUGGCCAGAAGAUACGGGAGGUACACUAAGAGUACAAUUUGUACCCGAUGAAGAACUCAAAAGCCUGGUCGAGAGGGAAGAAUUCGCUUGGGCCAAUGGGAGGCAGAAAUUAUCUCUGCAUAUCAAGGAUGGAGACGAGGGAUAUUCAUUCGAGCUUGUAGGAGGAGGAUCUAUAGGAGCUAGAGGGGCUGCAGGAUCAGAAGCCAGCUUCAGAGGGCUAGCAGGGCGGCAGCCACCGCGCGGACCAGCCAGUAUACCCCUGAGUGGAGCCAAUUCUAUCAGAGCGCCGACGGGGCCGAGUGCUGGGACUGGUGGAUCAAGAGGCGACUUGGCGAUUCGUGGACGCGGCGCUGGGUAUGGUUACCCAUCAGGUUUGGGUCGUAACGAUGGCGCGGCCGGUGCGUCUAGGUAUGGCGGCAAACUGGGUGCAGGACCUGGCGUAGAGGGACGGAUAGCGAAUCCCAUGAAGAGGACCAGCACCAGACCUUUCCUCUUCUACAGGGAAGGUCCAGGCGGGGAAUCAUGA